Messenger RNA from Myiozetetes cayanensis, 3678 nucleotides. It is a transcript of the gene ALDH8A1, whose product is annotated as aldehyde dehydrogenase 8 family member A1. The transcript has 7 exons. Gene Ontology annotation, biological process: retinoic acid metabolic process. Bases 1596 to 3062 code for a protein of 488 amino acids. The record is from RefSeq and is a predicted model, not a curated record. Gene Ontology annotation, molecular function: retinal dehydrogenase (NAD+) activity. NCBI's taxonomy places the organism in Eukaryota, Metazoa, Chordata, Aves, Passeriformes, Tyrannidae.
UCCAGCUUGUCUUUCUGAAUAAAUAAUUUCAGUUUUUCUCAUGUUACUCAGUGCAGCUACUGUGCAUACACUUCUCUUUCAUUCAGACUUAGUGCUCUUUUGAACAAAGACUGACAGUUUAUUCUUAUGAUAUCUGCUAAAGCCAGUUAUUGUGCUUACUUAUGCCUGUAAUUCCUUCCCGCUUUUCAAUAAUGGGCAGAUGAAACCUCCCAACUAAAAAGAAGGUCCUUUUGCUACCUCCAGCGUAGGCUCAGGACAGACACACUUGACUACAACUUGUCUUUUUUUCAAUAGGAUGUGUGAAAAGACCUCAGGUAUUUCAAGACUUGUAUGAGUGCAGAGUGGAGACAACUCAACUUUGCCUGUGAUUGUUACUUGGUUCAAAGUCAUGUAUGGUCCAUACCGACACUUUGCACAUGCUUUUUUUGAUAGGUAACUUUUUUGUGCUUAUGUGCUUUAGCCCCAGUUCAGCAGUUGACCACACAGAUAAAUUGUACUCUUGACUGCACAAAUGUUUUUAGAAGUAUCAGCAAUGCUUUAUGUGCAUGCAAAAUCCUAUGAGUCUGAAUUACCUGAAAACUGUUAUUGCCAAAACUGAAGCUUAUGAAUUAUCACUGUUUGUUAUGUCAUUUUGUAGUCCAGAAAUUGCACUUAAGUUCUUACCAGUUUCACCAUCAGCUGUGAAUGUUUCGGUACCCUUCUGUAUUCCAGAGAUUCAUACUGCCUAGCUCCUGCAUUGAACCUGUCCUACUUGAACUUGCCUUCAGACCUUGAAAAUAUUUAGGUUGCUUUUAAGCCAGCAGGCAGUUACAGGCACAAGAAUGUGUCUUCAGUUUUAAAACUUGCAUAAAUUCCUUACUGUUCAUGGACAAGGAAGUGUGAUACGGGGUGAACCUCUGAUAACUCUUCUCACACAUUAUUGCAAUAAAUUUUGAGGCUCACUAUUCUGUGAUGGCAGAAAAGCUACUGCAUGCUUUCCCAGUUUGUAGCUUGGGAGAAGCAGAGGUAUUACCUAAUCCAGUUUCAAUGUGACUGCACUAUCUUUCAGCACAGAUUUGAACUCUGCCCGGAGGUGCCAAUUGGUUGAAGCUUAAAUGAUCUGUUAUUGUGCAAUAGAAACAUAUCACCUUUAUUCAAUCAAAAUAUUCUUGCAUGUUGAUCCACAAGAAAUUUGAUGGCUUGGCAGCGGCUUAGGGUGCAAAACCUUUCUAGACUGCUAAUUGAAACAUUCACAAUCUCCCAGUGACAACAUACUACUCUGGAUGUAGUGCUUUGAAUAUCUCUGGAGUCUUAGAGCAAUUUGAUAAUCUGAAUCUUCCUUUUUUUCGUUUGGUACUUUAUUUCCUAGAGAGAAAGAAGAGCUGUUUUCCAGCAGCUAUGCUGGUUUUACCUCCUUGCUUCUUCACAGAAAUAGUAAUUUUUCCCCGUUCCCCCUUUCCUGCUGUUGUAACCAGGAUUUGUUCCCACAUGCAAGCAAGCAAGCGGUGGCAGGGAGAGAGAGGGGGAGGAGUUCAGACUCGCUCUGCAAAUACAUACAGACAUAUUAAUCUAAACUGAUGCCUCAGAAGAAAAGUCACAGAUGAAGCAAGCAGCUAAUGAUGGCUCAGUCAAAGGCUCUCUUAGUGCUGGAAAACUUUAUAGGUGGGAAAUUUAUUCCUUGUUCCUCCUACAUAGACUCCUAUAAUCCGUCCACCGGAGAGGUCUAUUGCAAGGUGCCAGACAGUGGCAAAGAAGAGGUGGAAGCUGCUGUCAAAGCUGCCAAAGAUGCCUUCCCAAUUUGGUCCUCAAAAAGUCCAUUGGAAAGAUCUCAGAUCCUGAACAAAUUGGCAGACCUGAUUGAACAUGACCUGGAAGCAUUUGCUCAAGCAGAGUCAAAGGAUCAGGGAAAAACUAUUACAUUUGCCAGAACAGUGGACAUCCCUCGAGCUGCAUACAACUUCCGAUUCUUUGCCUCUUCCAUCCUUCACCACGUCACAGAGUGCACUGAGAUGGCAACCAUGGGCUGUGUGCAUUACACCUCAAGGGCACCUGUUGGAGUUGCUGGUUUAAUCAGUCCUUGGAAUUUGCCGCUAUAUUUGUUGACCUGGAAAAUAGCUCCUGCCAUUGCAUGUGGAAAUACUGUGGUUGCCAAGCCAAGUGAGAUGACAUCUGUCACAGCUUGGAUGAUGUGCAAGCUCUUGGAGAAAGCAGGGGUUCCUCAUGGGGUGGUGAAUAUAGUGUUCGGAACGGGCGCCAAGGCAGGAGAAGCCCUUGUCUGCCACCCCGAUGUGCCUCUGAUCUCCUUCACGGGAAGCACACUGACAGCCCAGCGGAUCACGGAGAAAAGUGCUCCACACUGCAAGCGGCUUUCGCUGGAACUGGGAGGCAAAAACCCCGCCAUCAUCUUCGAUGAUGCCGACUUGAGCCAAUGCAUCCCCACCACCCUGAGGUCCAGCUUUGCCAACCAGGGUGAGAUCUGUCUCUGCACCUCCAGGAUCUUUGUUCAGAGGGGCAUAUACAGUGAGUUUUUGAAGAGGUUUGUAGCAGAGGCCAAGAAGUGGAAGACCGGGAAUCCCUCAGAUCCUACAGUCGAUGUGGGAGCACUGAUAAGCAAAGAACAUCUAGAAAAGGUAAGAAACUAUGUGAAGAAAGCCCAGGCUGAAGGAGCCAGAGUCCUUUGUGGAGAGGGAGUGGAUGCUUUGGAUCUCCCACCUGGCAACCAGAAAGGCUAUUUCAUGUUGCCCACAGUUAUUACUGAAGUUAAGGAUGAAUCUUGUUGCAUGCAAGAAGAGAUCUUUGGUCCUGUGACAUGCGUGGUAGCAUUUGACACAGAAGAAGAAGUGAUCAAAAGAGCCAAUGGUGUGAAAUACGGCUUGUCGGCCACUGUGUGGUCCAGCAAUGUAGGACGGGUUCACCGGGUGGCACGCAGGCUACAGGCUGGAUUGGUGUGGACCAACUGCUGGCUUGUGAGAGAUCUGAACUUGCCAUUUGGUGGGAUGAAAGCCUCAGGCAUUGGAAGGGAGGGAGCAAAGGAUUCCUACGAGUUCUUCACUGAAGUCAAAACCAUCACAAUAAAGCACUGACAUAGGUAAAAGGAAGUAUUUUAGAGUAAAAUAACUGACUGUAAUUUGAGUUACAAAAAAUAAAUUACAGUAAUUUGAGUUACCAAAAAUGGCUCUCUAGAACACAGGCUGCUAUUGUGGCUAUCUUUUUCUUGAACAAAUAAUAUCAAUGACAACUGAAAACAACCAUCUCGAAAUGCUAAUGUUGAAGGCAGCUUUUCAUGUUGAAUGAGAAGAUCACUGUGGACUCCACAGUCAAUCCAUCCCCAGCCAGAUGACUUGCCUAUUUUAUGGAUCCUAAAGCUUAUUGAGUAUUCGGGUCUCAAAAACCUGUCUCUCUAAGGCAGAUUGGAGAAAGAGGGAUAUGUGACUGUACCUCUGGUUGAUGAAUUACCCUGAGGGACAAAGCGACAAGCACAUGGUAAGGCUGAUAUUGUAAUGGGAAACAGUCCAUUUUCACUCUAAACAGUAUGGUCCAAUAUCAAUCCAUAUUGCACUUCACUGAUAUCAGAUAAGGACUAAUGCUCUUCAACACUGAAAGCCUGAGGAACUACCUUUAAUUUACUAAGUGGUUUUAAACCAUGGGAUCAUGAAAUUCUCAUUAUAUUCAUGGAGACAAUAAAUAUUUUAGUUAUAA